GGUAGUCACUGCUGUGGUGUCUGGAGCCUCUUCUUCUCUCUGGUAUCAGCCAUUUCUCCAGAGUCCCCCUUUAUCCCCGGUGCUGGGGGCUCUGAGAAGCGGGGUCUCUCCAGGAGCAGCGCCUGCAGUACUAGAAGCCUCCAGCUCCUCCAGGUCUCUCAUCUUCUCCUGAAUGAUCACCAAGGAUGGACAGGAAGGAGAUCAGCAGAAGAAUAUUAGACUUCACCUUGGAGAUCAUCUCCCUGCUGAGCGGAGAGGAUUACACCAUAGUGAAGAAGACAUCGGAGGAGACUCCCAUCAUCCAUGAGUCAGGAGGGUGGAGCAGGACCCCCAUCACUGAGCCUCCCCCCCUGAUACAUGAGCAGAAGAUCCUAGAACUCACCCACAAGAUGAUUGAGCUGCUGACUGGAGAGGUUCCUAUAAGGUGUCAGGAUGUGGCGGUCUAUUUCUCCAUGGAGGAGUGGGAGUAUUUAGAAGGACACCAGGACCUGUACAAAGACGCCAUGAUGGAGGCUCCCCAGCCUCUGACAUCACCAGAUGGACUUAUAGAAAGAAAUCCCCCCGAGAGAUGUCCCCGUCUUCUGUAUUCCCAGGACUGUCCAGAGGAGAAGCUCCCAGAGAACCAUCAGAUGACAAAUCAGGGGGAAGAUGUGACUGAUAUUAAAGUGGAGGAUGAAGAAGAGCGGAUGAUGGGCGAUCCCCCGUGUAAGAGUGAGGUGGAGGAGGACAUUCCAGUCCAUGUGACCACAGGUAUGGAAUAAUGAAUGGAGGAAGGGAAUUGGGAGGUUUCUUCAGAAAAUCCCAGUAAGAACUCUGAGGGAAACUUCAUCUUAUCACUAAAUUAUAAAGGAGAAGAUGAAGAUAUCGGGCAUGGCUCUUCAGGAGAAAACCUUAUUACCUGUAAUGUCCAUCCAGGACUUCACAGACCAGAUCUGUCAUAUAAUGCUCCUAAUCAUAAGGAACCUUCUCCUGACCAAUCACAGAUUGAUAUCACAAGUACCGGGCCGAAAGAGGCUACAAGUUUUCAGUGUGAGGAAUGUGGAAAACAGUUUACAGACAUUUCAGGUCUAUUUGCACACAGAAGAAGUCACACAGUAGAGACGUCGUAUUCAUGUUCAGAAUGUAGGAUAUGUUUUACAGAUGAACCAAAUUUUCUUAGACAUCAGAGAAGUCACACAAGAGAGAAACCAUAUUCAUGUUCAGAAUGCGGCAAAUGUUUUACAAAAAAGUCAAGUCUUGUUAGACAUCAGAGAUUUCACACAGGAGAGAAACCAGUUUCACGUUCCGAAUAUGGGAAAUGUUUUAGAAAUAAAUCAGAUCUUGCUAAACAUCAUAGAUCUCACACAGGAGAGAAUCUAUAUGAAUGUUCAGAGUGUGGGAAAGUUUUUACACAAAAGUCAUAUCUUGUUUCUCAUGAGAAAUAUCACACAGGGGAGAAGCCAUUUUUAUGUUCAGAAUGUGGUAAAUGUUUUGUCACUAAAGUAAACCUCAAGAUUCAUCAGAGAAGUCACACAGGAGAGAAACCGUAUUCAUGUUCAGAAUGUGGAAAGUGUUUUGUUACUAAAGACAGCCUAAAGGUUCAUCAGAGAAUUCACACAGAAGAAAAAAAAACAUUUAUAUGCUCCAAAUGUGGUGACUGUUUUAUAAAAAAGUCAUGUCUUGUUACACAUAAGAAAGUUCACAUAGGAGAGAAGCCAUUUUGAUUUUCUUAAUGUGAAAAAGAAAAUCAGAAUUUGAAACUCAUUAGAGAAUUCACACAUUGAAGAAACUACAUUCUUGUUUGGAAUGUGGAAGUGUUUCCAUGCCUAUAUGAGAGUUUAUUUUUCUGUGGAAUUACCCUGGGUCUGCCAAACACCCAAAUUAUAUUUCCCUGAGGUCAACAGUGACCAGGAUCCAUGGAGGAAAAGUAUUGUGGAUUUGAGGAAAAAGAAGAAGAGCAUUGUUUACUGUCAGAGCAGUGAAGAUCAUUGUCCCCAUGGACCUUGCUUCUUACCGUAUUCAUACCUCCGCCAGCACUGCAGAAGAAUCCAGAGGGACACAGU
Messenger RNA from Bufo bufo (common toad), 2042 nucleotides. RefSeq names its product gastrula zinc finger protein XlCGF66.1-like. The transcript has 7 exons. Bases 186 to 761 code for a protein of 191 amino acids. Gene Ontology annotation, biological process: regulation of DNA-templated transcription. The record is from RefSeq and is a predicted model, not a curated record. Lineage: Eukaryota; Metazoa; Chordata; Amphibia; Anura; Bufonidae.